Molecule: messenger RNA, 1536 nt
Organism: Seriola aureovittata
Lineage: Eukaryota; Metazoa; Chordata; Actinopteri; Carangiformes; Carangidae
Exons: 6
Coding region: 439-1149 (236 amino acids)
Source: RefSeq, a predicted model, not a curated record
AGCGGCCAGGUGGGCGGACAGGUGGUCAGGGUCUCUUGCCUUCAAUUAGAUGAAGGUGUUGACAAGACGGCGGGCACGUGGUUUAGUCAACGUCUGCUAACGAACAUACCCUGGUGCAUUUUCACAAAGUUAGCUUGGGAAACCUAAACUUGUGGCUCCGACAGCCUUGUGAAGCCACUAAGCUAAGUUUGGUUUGGCGGGAACACUGCAAAGAACAGGUUUAGUGAAAUAAACGGUAACACACGUUUAUAACAAAGAACAGCUAAAGCUAGCCGAUUAGCAUUGCGGCUAGCAGCCGUCAUCGUGUGACACUGAGGCCGUCAGCAGGUGUGUCCGCUCGGAAGCACAGGAGGGAGUUUGUCUCUGUUAAUCAGUCCCCAGGUGAAGCAGGUUCGGCUCAGCUGGAUCUCAUCAGCUCAGUUUGCGUCUUUAUGGUCAAUGAGUCCGAGAAUCCGAAAACAGAUGGAGUUUUCAAAACCUUUUAUCCUGAAGAGCACCUCAGCAGUUUCCCUCCAUGAGCGCUUCUCUCAGGUUCUGGUGGACCAGGUGACCAGGUCCAGGGUGGUGACCUUUGACGCCAUGCUGCCACAGCAGAGGAGGGUGUCCGCUACGCUGCCGCUGGUCCUGUUGGUGAAGAAGAAGCCGUCGUCACUGCUCCGCCUGCAGGCCCCUGGCGUUUCCCAGAGGGCGAAGUGGCGUCUGACGAGGAGGAGGAGCGUCUGGGAGCGACUCGGCUGGUGGCGAGUGAAUCGUCAUCUCCCCGCCAACAGACUUCGAGGCUUCUGGAGCUUCACAAACAAAUACAGAGGGAGAGCAAGGUUCACCUCCACCCACAAGAGACGAGGUCACCUGCAGAGUCGCCUCGGUCAGAGACGUCUCCUGACGAGGACCAACGUCCAGAGACUGACAGCAGAACCUCACCUGAGUCUGAACCUGAAGAGGGGCGGGGCCACAGCGUGGAAGAGAUGCAAAGAUGACGUACCAACCAAGAGGCAGCUGGACAAACAGCUGGACGAGUACAUGUCCAUUUCCAAGAACCGACUGGACAAACAGCUGGACCGCUACAUGUCCAUGUCCAGGAGCCGCCUGGACGCACAGCUGGACGAGUACAUGUCGAUGGUUGGAGAGACGCAGCUGCAGUGGGACUGAGGGGGGGGCGAGGGGGCGGGGCUGAACCGGCAGCUCGUUUUCUUCACGUUUUAUUUAGUGACUGAGUGAAGCUGCUCUCACUCAGACAUCACAGUUUGAUUUGACCUCUGACCUCAGACGUCCUGUGGUUCCAGGUAGAGAAGCUCCGACUUUAGUUUGGCCUCAGGUGAGUUAAAGGGGCGGGGCCCUGUGAUGUCAUUGAACAGGUGAUUUCUUAGAAGAGUUUGAUUUCACCAGAGUAUGAAGUGUUCUGUUGCUUUUUGUGUUUUCUGAUCAGGCCGUGUGUACUUCACUGACCUCUCUGUGUGUAGGAAACUUGUGUUACUGAGGCUCCAACUUUUGUUCCCAGCAUUUAAAUAACUUUUAAUAAAAGAUGUUACCUGUUGA